AUGCGUCUCUCCGUGAGUCACAAUUCACUCCUACACCGGUUCCUGAGGUCCUAUGGAGGGGAACCUCGACCUCAACUGCCCCUUCGUCCCUGCUUGGUUCGGCAGCCCGAGCGCCAGCUCGCGAAGAAACGGGUGGUAUUCGCGGACACAAAGGGGUUGGCUCUGAUCACCAUCCACAACUUUUCAUGCGGUAUUAUAAAUUCUAAGGAGGAACUGCCGUUCCAGAACAGAAUUCUGCAGCUGGCUCCAGCCUGCGUCCCGCCUGGGUCCAGCUACGUCCUUGCUUUCUCUCAGCCCUUAGAUGACUACGGCCGCUUCUGCAGAUGCCUGCAGGCCCAGAAGGUGUGUCUGGAACAGUGUGCAGUACAGGGGCGCUUCUUGCAAGGUACAAUUCGGGUGCUCAACUUGGGCUAUGAGAAGGUCGUGCAAAUGCGCAUCACGUUCAAUGCCUGGACUUCUUACCACGACGUGCCCUGUGUUUAUGUGCCUCAACUUUUCAGAGGUGAAAUAGAUAUCUUCAGUUUCCAGGUGGCAUUGCCCCAGGGUCCUCCAGGCCCAGCUGGCACCAUCCAGUUCUGCUUCUCUUUUCAGUGUGUUCAGCAGAUUUACUGGGACAAUAACCAGGGUUAUAACUACCACUUGCAGCCCUCUGACUUCUACUUGUCUAGUAAGUGUAGUUCUGAGUCUCCCAUUUGA
Molecule: messenger RNA, 696 nt
Organism: Gracilinanus agilis (Agile Gracile Mouse Opossum)
Lineage: Eukaryota; Metazoa; Chordata; Mammalia; Didelphimorphia; Didelphidae
Product: protein phosphatase 1 regulatory subunit 3C-like
Exons: 1
Coding region: 1-696 (231 amino acids)
Biological process (GO): regulation of glycogen biosynthetic process
Cellular component (GO): protein phosphatase type 1 complex
Molecular function (GO): glycogen binding; protein phosphatase 1 binding
Source: RefSeq, a predicted model, not a curated record